This is a messenger RNA of Gigantopelta aegis, 2371 nucleotides long. RefSeq lists its product as uncharacterized. NCBI's taxonomy places the organism in Eukaryota, Metazoa, Mollusca, Gastropoda, Neomphalida, Peltospiridae. The record is from RefSeq and is a predicted model, not a curated record. The coding region runs from base 722 to 1759 and encodes 345 amino acids. Gene Ontology annotation, molecular function: DNA binding. The transcript has 2 exons. Gene Ontology annotation, cellular component: nucleus.
UAAAAUGAAUAUUAAAAAUAAUGGUUUUAACUUGAAUUCCACAAAUUGGCUAAACUGUAACCAGCGUAUCAUCUAAACUUGGAACAAGUAAUCAAAGAUAGUCAGUUUUAAUGAGAAUUUGAAUUUACAGAUAAAAUAUGUUUCAAAACAUACAACAUUCAAAUCACAGUAUUUAAAAUAAGAAGGAAAACAACCCUGAAUUAAUGAGAUAGGGGAGUAGGGUUAGUUGGAACGGUAGGUUAGUUGAAACAUUGCAAAUAUCCCCCUCAAGAUGAGGAAAUAUAAUGUGGUGCUUUUAUAGGGAGGAAAAUACAUGCAACAUUGUUCAGCCAUUUUGUUUAGAAGCGCGACCAAUUUGAACUGUGCACACAAGUAAGGUUUGUAUAUUUUUCUAUGUUUGGAGUAAAAUUUUCGAUACCUAAUUUUUGUUUAUUAUCACAAAACUCGUAAUUGAUCAAAGCCAUCCCAUUAAGGGUAUUUAUUGUACUAUCAAUUAACCAUACUGUGAGCUGCAUUAUAUUGUUGGCAUCGAGUCACGUUAUUUAUAGACAGGAUAUAAUGUCGUAGUACCAUCUUGGGGUUAGUUGGAACAUUACAAUAGGGGUUAGUUGGAACAUGUUCCAAAUAACCCCUAUCAUAGUAAAGUUAAAUUUCAAUAUUCUAUUUUCUUUUGAAUAGACAUUUAGUGCUAUCUCUGUCUUUUAUUUCCCUAUUUUCAGCCAUGCCACGGGUUUAUAAGCGGAAAACAGAUCGUGGAAAGACAUUGCCGGACAUCAUGGAACGAGCUGUCAAAGAAGUAAUAUCUAACAGUAGACCCUGUCGUGAGGUGGCAGAGCAGUUUAGCAUACCACAUGUCACUUUGCGAAGAUAUUGUUUAAAGACACGUGCCAGUGGUACAAUGCCGCAUGUUGGGUAUUUUAAUAAUCGAGCUGUCUUUACUCCACAACAAGAAACAUUUCCCGUGAAUUACUUGCAGAAGGCAGCUUCAUUAUAUUAUGGUCUAUCUACAAAUGAAGCAAGGACUUUAGCUUUUGAAUAUGCACAAAAACUUGGGCAAAAAAUGCCUACACAGUGGUAUGAAAAUCAGAGGGCUGGCAGGGAUUGGCUUCUUGGGUUUCUUAAAAGAAACAGUAACAUUACUUUAAGGACCCCUGAAGUAACCUCUCUGGGCCGUGCUACUAGCUUUAAUGGGCACAAUGUUAAUGCAUUUUUCAAUAAUUUGCAGUUGGUUAUUGAGAGAGAUGGAAUUACACCUAGCAACAUCUGGAACGUUGACGAAACUGGGUGUACAACAGUUCAGAAACCUGAUAAGAUAAUUGCAAACACUGGUGUUAAACAGAUAGGUGCCAUCGUGUCAGCUGAGCGAGGUCAACUAGUGACAGUGUGUUGUGCUGUUAGUGCUGUGGGGAACACUGUUCCGCCAAUGUUAAUUUUUCCAUGUGUCAACUAUAGGGAUCACUUUAUCAAUGGAGCCCCUCCUGGAUCUGUAGGUGCAGCCCAUAAGUCGGGUUGGAUGACAUCAGAAACAUUUUUGGCUUUUAUGAAAGAUUUUAUAAAGCAUCUUUGGUGUUCAGUUGAUAACAAAGUUGUGUUAUUGUUGGAUAACCAUGAAUCACAUAUCAGCAUCGAAGUACUUGACUAUGCUAAGGAAAAUGGAGUGAUCAUGGUGUCUUUCCCCCCCACAUUGUUCACACAAACUACAACCUCUGGAUCGAUCAGUUUUCUACCCUUUCAAGAAAUUCUACAACACAGCUUGUGAUAACUGGAUGCUCGAGAACAAGGGCAAAACAAUGACAAUUUAUGAUAUACCUUCGUUAGUAGGUAAAGUGUUUCCUAGGGCCAUGACACCUGUAAACAUCCAGGCUGGAUUUAGGGUUUCUGGUAUCUGCCCAAACCGAGAUGUGUUUACAGAUGAAGAUUUCAUGCCAGCUGAUGUAACAGACAGACCGUAUACACCUCAGGAUAGUCAACCCACUACCACUGACAGAGCUGUUGUGACUGAGGGAGAUCAACCCACUACCACUGACAGAGCUGUUGUGACUGAGGGAGAUCAACCCACUACCACUGACAGAGCUGUUGUGACUGAGGGAGGUCAACCCACUACCACUGACAGAGCUGUUGUGACUGAGGGAGGUCAACCCACCACCACUGACAGAGCUGUUGUGACUGAGGGAGAUCAACCCACUGACAUAACAGAAACUGAACCAACUGCCACACAGAUACUUACCAGAUCACCUAAACUGACAGAUGGCCCAGUUGCCUCAACUUCUGGAAUUACACUCAGUCCAGAGGAUAUCAGACCAUUCAAGAAAGCCGGACCAAGAACAAACAAAAGUGGAAGAAAGCCAAGAAGGACCAGGAUUUUAAUAGA